Stereum hirsutum FP-91666 SS1 is the source of this 633-nucleotide messenger RNA. RefSeq lists its product as uncharacterized. The annotation marks the transcript as partial. Lineage: Eukaryota; Fungi; Basidiomycota; Agaricomycetes; Russulales; Stereaceae. The transcript has 3 exons. The record is from RefSeq and is a predicted model, not a curated record. Gene Ontology annotation, biological process: proteolysis. Gene Ontology annotation, molecular function: glutamic-type endopeptidase activity.
GUCCAACAGAGCUCAAACUGGGCCGGUGCUGCUUUGAUCGCAGACUCUGACUCUGCAACGUACACGUCCGUCACCGGUACCUUCACCGUGCCAUCCCCCUCUGCUCCCGAAGAUGGAGGCGAAGGCCAGUACUCUGCUGCUGCGUGGGUCGGCAUCGACGGAAACACCUGCACUAGCGCUAUCCUACAGACUGGUGUCGACUUUACCACGUCCGAUGAUGGUUCGACUACGUAUGACGCCUGGUACGAGUGGUUCCCCGACGACUCCUACGACUUUACAGGGAUACAAUUCUCCGCCGGAGAUUCCGUCACAGUCACAGUGAACGCAACCUCUUCCACCUCCGGAACCGCGGUGAUCGAAAACAACACUAACGGCCAGAAAGUAUCCAAGAGUCUCACCUCUACUUCUCCACUCUGCCAGACCAAUGUGGAGUGGAUCGUCGAGGACUUCGAUGAAGGAGGCUCUCCCGUUCCGCUUGUCGACUUUGGUACGGUGACUUUCACCGGAGCCCAGGCGGCCACGGAGCAGGGUGAUAGUGUGGGCCCGGCUGGAGCAACUAUUAUCGAUAUGGAGACACAGGGAGGUGGUGGUGCGACUGCAGAAGCUGAUUCAAGCUCUGUUACUGUCACUUAU